Saccostrea cuccullata (small rock oyster) is the source of this 3639-nucleotide messenger RNA. Its product is annotated as kinesin heavy chain-like. Gene Ontology annotation, cellular component: microtubule. Lineage: Eukaryota; Metazoa; Mollusca; Bivalvia; Ostreida; Ostreidae. Bases 332 to 3256 code for a protein of 974 amino acids. Gene Ontology annotation, molecular function: microtubule motor activity; microtubule binding; ATP binding. The transcript has 26 exons. The record is from RefSeq and is a predicted model, not a curated record. Gene Ontology annotation, biological process: microtubule-based movement; mitotic cell cycle.
AGGUUCCCCGCAAUCAAUAAAUCACGUCAUCUUCCACCAUGCAAUUCUGACAUUGAUUAUGGGAUUCGAAGCAGACGUUAUGUGAUAAAAACUUGGACCCGAUCCACCGUUUUCAAGGAUUGCAAGGCAACACCCUUCCGUAUUUCUAGUUCUCUAAACAUUCCACUUUAAGAUCUUCUCUAAAAAAUUCUCAUUUAGUCAGUUUGUUAUUAUUUUUAGAGGUCUCGUAUGCGUUUGAAUUAUAAUGAUGGACUGAGUUUCUAUCAUAUUGAUGAGAUCGAUGCAUAAUUAGAUUUCUAGACUCGGACUGCAGCCAUCGUCCUGGUAAAACAUGACGACGCCGGCUGACGAAUGCGGCAUCAAAGUCGUCUGUCGGAUACGACCUCUAAACUCCUCGGAAGAAAAAGCCGGGAGUAAGUUCGUGGUGAAGUUUCCGACAGAAGAUUCCAUUAACUGUGGCGGGAAGCUGUUUGUGUUUGACCGAGUUUUAAAACCCAAUGUCACUCAGGAGCAGGUCUACGAGACAGCAGCCAAGCCUAUUGUAGCCGAUGUAUUGGGUGGAUACAAUGGAACCAUCUUUGCCUAUGGACAGACAUCCUCCGGCAAAACACAUACCAUGGAGGGUGUUCUUGGAAAUGACAAGAUGCAUGGAAUUAUUCCAAGGAUCGUUCAGGAUAUCUUCAGUUAUAUUUAUGGAAUGGAAGAAAAUCUGGAAUUCCACAUCAAAGUGUCCUAUUUUGAGAUCUACAUGGAUAAAAUCCGAGAUUUACUUGACAUUUCCAAGGUGAAUCUGUCAGUACAUGAAGACAAGAAUAGAGUUCCAUAUGUCAAGGGAGCCACAGAGAGAUUUGUGUCCAGUCCAGAAGAAGUGAUGGAAGCCAUUGAUGAAGGAAAAGCUAAUCGCCAUGUCGCCGUCACCAAUAUGAAUGAGCAUAGUUCUCGGUCACACAGUGUGUUCCUUAUCAACGUGAAACAAGAAAACCUGGAGAACCAGAAGAAACUGAACGGCAAACUGUACUUAGUGGACCUGGCUGGAAGUGAAAAAGUCAGCAAGACGGGAGCUGAGGGUGCCGUGUUGGACGAAGCUAAAAAUAUCAACAAAUCAUUAUCUGCUCUGGGGAAUGUCAUUGCUGCACUGGCGGACGGCAAUAAGAGCCACGUGCCGUACAGAGACAGUAAGCUGACACGUAUACUCCAGGAGAGUUUAGGAGGAAACGCCCGGACGACGGUUGUCAUCUGCUGCUCUCCCGCCUCCUUCAAUGAAUCGGAAACCAAGUCUACCUUACUGUUUGGUCAGCGAGCUAAGACGAUUAAGAACAUUGUAUCUGUGAAUGGAGAGCUGACAUCGGAGGAAUGGAAGAAGAGAUACGAGAAAGAAAAGGAGAAAGCGGCGCGGUACAAGGGACUGCUGGAGAAAUGUCAGGCCGAGCUCCAAAAGUGGCGCAGUGGUCAAUCUGUUACUCUGGAUGAACAAGUGGACAUGAAGGCGAGCACAGCGUCAUUACAGGAGGAAGAGAAGCCGCCCCUGCCCGCCGCCCUCACCGCCAGCGUCAGCUCCACGCUGGACGAGAACACGAAGGCUCAGCUGGAGGAGGAGAAGAUGAAGCUCUACGAGCAACUGGACGACAAGGAUGAGGAGAUAAAUGAAUUAUCUCAGAUGAUAGAGAGAUUGAAGGAACAAAUGCUGGGACAGGAAGACCUGAUCACGAUGGGAAAACGAGACUACGAUUCGCUGCAGCAGGAGAUGACACGAAUACAGGCCGAUAACGACUCAGCCAAGGACGAGGUGAAGGAAGUUCUGCAGGCGUUGGAGGAGUUGGCGAUGAAUUACGACCAGAAAUCACAGGAAGUGGAGAACAAGAACAAAGAAAACGAGACCAUCGUAGAGGAACUGAACCAGAAACUGAGUGAGCUGGAUAACAUCAAGGCUGAGUUUGAGAAGAUGAAGGACUCGUCGCUCCACCAGAGGAAGAAGAUGACGGAGAUCAUGGGGAGUCUGAUGAAGGACAUGUCUGAGAUCGGCAGUAUCGUGGGCGGAAACGCUAACGAGUUCAAGUUUAGCGGGGCUAGCCCUGACAAGCUGGAGGAGGAUUACACGGUCGCCAGGAUUUACAUCACGAAGAUCAAGAGUGACAUCAAGACGCUCGUAUCUCGUUCUCAGCAACUGGAGGUCACCGAGACAGAGGUCAAGGAGAAACUCAGCAGUGCAGAGAAAGAUCUCAGUGACUGUAAACUCACCAUACAACAAUAUGAAGCUAAGAUGUCCACACUGAAUGAAACCAUUAAAGACAUUGACAACAAGAAGAAACAGCUUCAGGAGACUGUGGACUCCCUUAAUGAUCAAGUGGAGAUGCUCAAAAUGGAGGAGAAAAUGCACUUGAGCUCGGUCUCGGAGCGAGAGAAGGAGGCGUCGGAUCGCGUUCAGAAUAUCUCAGCCAUGAAGGAAUCUCUGGAGAAACAGAUGGAGCAACACCGAGAACAGCACGCCAAACAUCUCGCUGAGCUCAGAGAGGAGGUGGCAGAGAAACAGAGUCUCAUAGACCAGCUCAAAGAUACAAACCAAAAGUUGAGUCUGGCGCUGGAGAAACUUCAGGCGGAUUAUGACAAACUGAAGACAGAGGAAACAGAAAAAUCUCAGAAGUUACAGGAACUGUCGCUAAUGAAUGACCGCCGAGAGCAGGCGAAACAAGACCUCAAAGGCCUCGAGGAGACUGUGGCUAAAGAGUUACAGACUCUUCACAACUUGAGGAAACUGUUUGUACAGGACUUACAGAACAGAGUCAAGAAGUCAGCCAAUAAGAAGGAUGAUGAGGAAGAGGAUGAUAUAGGAGGAAGCAUGGCACAGAAACAGAAAAUAUCAUUCCUAGAGAACAAUCUAGAACAACUGACCAAAGUCCACAAACAGCUUGUGCGUGACAAUGCUGAUCUGAGAUGUGAGUUACCUAAGCUGGAGAAGAGACUGAGGGCCACAAUGGAGAGAACAAAGUCACUGGAGACAGCUCUAAAGGAGGCCAAGGAAGGAGCCAUGAGAGACAGGAAGAGAUACCAACACGAGGUGGACAGGAUUAAGGAAGCUGUGAGACAGAAGAACCUGGCCAGGCGAGGUCACGCGGCGCACGCUCAGAUCGCUAAACCUAUUCGUGCUGGUCACGCCCCAGCGGCUUCUCCAGGAUCAACAGGGAUACGCGGGGGAGGUGGGGGCGUGAACGGACCGACCCCCAUCAAACCUAAAAUGGAGACCGAGUCACAGGCUUAAGAUGUUUAGGAUACUGUGUGAUAAACUUUAGAAAAAGAAUUACCUUUGUUGUGAACAAAAACAUUUCUAUAAACACGGGGGAGAAUGGGCAAACUUCAUGCUUAGAUGUUGUUGCACACUGACCUGAGGUCAAAGAUCAAGGUCAAUACCAGGACAUCAUAUGCCUUGUUUUCAGUGUUCAAAGCAUUGUGUUGUGUUACUUUCACAUUAGCUUCAGCAUUACCACUCAUUCUUAGUACUAAACUUUGUGCUGAUUUGAAAGUGUUUUCACAGAAUUAUUUGUUCUCUGACUUAGAAAUAGUUAGAUUGAAUUAUGUACUGUAGAUGUCAUAAAUGCUUUAGAUAAAAAUGAAAAAAAAAUAUUUAAAAAAAUGAAUGGCAGG